UGGGGCUGUGAACCCACAGCUUGGACCCAGAGCUGCAGGCUGAACUGCACUAGCAGGCAGAAUGAGGCUCACCUCGGCAUCUCUGCUGUUCACCCUGCUGGUCAGCAGCCUCUCUCCAGCCCAAGGUGUCCUGGAGGCCUACAACACAGACUUGAAGUGUGAGUGUGUUCAAGAGACUGCGAACUACAUCCCCAUACGCUUCAUCGAUCGGCUCCAAAUUGUGCCCCCUGGCAAUGGCUGCCCAAAGAGAGAAGUCAUAGUGUGGCUGAAGACGAAGAUAGCUGUAUGUGUGAAACCUCAUGCCAAAUGGCUCCAAAAACUCAUACAGAUACUGCAGAAAAAAACUAUGCUUUCAACUCCACCAGCUCCAGUGAUUUAGAGAAUGACCACCUGAGACAGUGUCCCCACUAAGAGUACCUACAUUCCCCCUUACCUCUGCUCUGGAUUUUAGUUUGUGUUUGGUUGAAUCAUGUCCAAGAACAAAUUCUUCUCUGUGCAAAUGAGCGUGAGACUGUAUGUAAGAAUAACCUUGCAUAAGCUGACGGGGCACACCCAAGCUUCUUCAGACACAUUGCCCCAUAUGCUACAAGUGUCUAUUCGUACUCAUCAGGGAGGAGUGUUUCUUUGAGAAUUGUUGCAUUACAAACUACAUUGGUUCUUUUGAUAAUACUUUCAUAUCUAUUGUUUAAUGCAAAACUUCUCUAGGAAAUGAGGGAAUGAGAACUUACACUUCAAACCUGAACAUGUGACUUGAAUUAGAAGAAAAUGAUGGAUGUAUUUCGAUCAUUUGAUACCCAAAGAGAAGCAGGCCCCUAUGACACACUCAAAAAGUAGCCUGGGAAACUGAUGGAAUACCAACCUGACGAGAGGCAAAGGGAUCUACACAGUAGACUACUGUGCUUAAAAACUCAUUGUUGAGGCGAGCACUGGGCCUCAUGGUUAAGACACCCACAUCCCAUAUUCGAGAGCCUGGAUUGAAUACCUGCCUCGGCCCCUAACUCCACUUCUUGCUAUUACAAACCCUAGGGGGUCGCACUGAUGGCUCAAGUAAUUGGAUUCCUGCCACCCACAUGGGACCCUGGAUUGAGUUCCUUGAUCCUGGUUUUGGCCCCAACCCAGCGCCAGCUGUUGCAGGCAUUUGGGGGCUAAAUCAGCAUAUGGGAACUCUUGCUCUUUUUGCUCUGUGUCUCUGCCUUUCAGAUAAAUAAAAUUUUUUAAAAAUCAAAAUAAAAACCUAUUGAGGACA
Molecule: messenger RNA, 1246 nt
Organism: Oryctolagus cuniculus (rabbit)
Lineage: Eukaryota; Metazoa; Chordata; Mammalia; Lagomorpha; Leporidae
Gene: CXCL13
Product: C-X-C motif chemokine ligand 13
Biological process (GO): chemotaxis; immune response; defense response
Cellular component (GO): extracellular region
Molecular function (GO): chemokine activity
Source: RefSeq, a predicted model, not a curated record